UACUCGGCACUACCAACCUACAGUAGUGGUAGGUAUUACUCAGCCUCUUUUGGGUGCCAAGCUUGUUUGUAACUGAAAGCGUCUUCGACGGAAAGUUCGGCGGGAAAGACCGGUGCUCCACCGUGCUAUUCACCCUGCCUAUAAGUGGCGUUUGUAGGCUAUUGAUACAUAUAGGUUUAGGCAGAUUGCUGUCGUUACAACCAUGAGUGGGAAACUAUUUGCGCCUCGAUCAGUGCGGCCUUGCCCGGCAACAAGGACUCAGGCUACGCACAGUAACCAUGCUGGAUAUAUUGUUAUAGAUAUGGCUCGUAAAUGCGCUGUCUCUACGAUUCUUUCUGCAUGCUUGCUUUCCGGCCCGUUGGUGGAACCUUCACCCAGCCUUGCCAUGGGUCAGACUCAGCCAGCAACACGUCAACUGGUGCUGCCUCCCCUGUCCAGCUCUUCCGCCCCUUCCUCUUCCCUCCUCCUUGCCACCACCACCACCACCACCUUCCCCCCACUGGCCACCAUGGGCCCUACGGCAGCAGCCACGGCAGCUGCACCCACCACGACUGGGGCCGCUCCCCCCGCAUCCGCACCCGCACCCGCACCUGCGGCCCUCUCAACGGUAACGGCUGCUGACGUGGCGAUUGAGGCGGUGGAGGAGGCGGUGAUGGAGAUGCAGCAGGCGGCAUCCGGUGCACUUCACUUCUUCGAACGCGGGUUUCAUGCCGUGGAGUCUUCCGUACACCAUCUGCAGUUGCUCCAUGCGCUCGAGCGGCUGCAGGACAUGCCGCUAGGGGAGGUGGUGGACCUGGGCCAGUUGAAGGCCGCACUGCACCCGCCUGCUGCCCCUGCUGCUGCCCCUGCUGCUGCUGCCCCUGCUGCUGCUGCCCCUGCUGCUGCUGCCCCUGCUGCUGCUGCCCCUGCUGGCGACAGCCCUGACGCGGGGCCCGCCCCAACUGCAGCCGGCGGCUCGGAUGAGCAGCAGCAGCAGCAGCCGCAAGAGGAGCCAGCCAGCAACCCAGAGCUACAGCAGCAGCAGCAGCGUGUGGCCGCUGCGGUGGCGGAGGUGCAUGCCGCGCUGGAGGGUGUGGCGGGGUGGCGGCUGGGGCAGGUGGUGGAUGUGGGCAGGCUGGCGGAUGCGCUGCAGGACGUGCCGCCCCCCUCCGACCCGCUGGCCCCCCGCGCGCUGCUGCGAGUGGCGCCCGCCAUCCGGCACCGGGUGCACUGGGGGCAGCUGGCGGGGGCGGUGAAACACCAGGCGCUGCGGCAAGCGCUGCUGGAUCUGGCGGCUAGCAGCGGGGAGGAGGACAGCCCUUUUGCUGGGCUGGAUGUACGAGCUGCCGUAUCAGCGGUACGGAUGGACGUCGUACGGCAGGUGCUGCGGCCGCCCUCAGCACCGGUGUCGUAUGGGGAUGGGGAUGAGCGGCGGGGCGGCCCCAAGUCGCUGGAGGGAAGUGGCUUGUGGACGUGGGAGGUGUGAGGCGGCUGAGAGGAGG
Astrephomene gubernaculifera is the source of this 1481-nucleotide messenger RNA. The record is from the annotation of a GenBank genome assembly. NCBI's taxonomy places the organism in Eukaryota, Viridiplantae, Chlorophyta, Chlorophyceae, Chlamydomonadales, Astrephomenaceae.